Coniosporium apollinis CBS 100218 is the source of this 4443-nucleotide messenger RNA. RefSeq lists its product as uncharacterized. Gene Ontology annotation, cellular component: eukaryotic translation initiation factor 4F complex. The record is from RefSeq and is a predicted model, not a curated record. The transcript has 4 exons. Bases 1 to 4443 code for a protein of 1480 amino acids. NCBI's taxonomy places the organism in Eukaryota, Fungi, Ascomycota, Dothideomycetes. Gene Ontology annotation, molecular function: protein binding; mRNA binding; translation initiation factor activity.
AUGACCAGCUCUGUGUCAUCCACCAACAAUCCCGCCAACGCCGCGCAUACUGCCAACGCCGCUUCAUCGUCCGGUUCAGGUACGACGUCGCCUCUGGCCGCCCUGCCGGCACAGCCCAGCGCUCGCUCAUACGCGAACGCGACCAAGAAGCCUUUUUCGCCGCCUGCGAUUGCGUCCAGUACUCCUCCGGUGGCCGUGGGGAACCCAGCGCAAGCUCAACAUGGAAAGGUGGAGUCCGCUUCGCCCGUGAACGGCAGAAAUUCUAUCCAGCCAGCGGUUCCCAACAUGGCUGCGCCAGCCAUUGCGAACGGCGCGCCAGCUCAAAGCGAUCAUAGCAGGAAGCCAUCAUCGCUCACAAUCAGCGCAUCGGGCACGAGUGGCUAUAUGCCUAACGGAGGACCUGUCGGUCCAAGCAGCAGGCCCAACAUCAACUUCGGCUUCAUGAACGCUGGAGGCUCACCCGCGGUCGCCCACAGCGUUCCGCAUCAUCCUCAAAGCUCAUCCCUCGCCACUCCGAUGAGCAACCCACGGAUUACCUCUCCAGCGACAUCCCCUUCACCUAUCCCACAGCCACAAGCGAGUGGAGGGCGGCCGCCAUCCGGGCUACACAACUCUGGAAAUGGAUUGAGCUUUGGCAGCAUGAGUGGCGAUAGCAGUGAUCACAGCGUUCGGCCAACAAUGCCUCAAGGCCCUAGCUCACAGCCCCAACACCUGCGCCGCGAAUCUUCCCAGUCGACACAGAGCGACUUGAGCACGCCUGGUAUGAACAUGAACCGCGGCGGUCCGCCGAACGGUGGGCGUGCACGGGGAGGCUACGGCGCAGGCUUCGUGCCUCCUACAGCGCACUCUCCUGCCUCGGGCUUCCGCCAAAUGUCCAACCCACGACCUGGCGGGCCGAAUGUACCGCCCCAGUUCCAGAACCAGACCCCGAUGGGCCACCCGAACUCGCCCUACCGAGCUACACGGAGCCCUGCCCUGCCUCCGGCCGCUCUACACCAGCAAGCUCACCUUGCGAAUGCGCCCAUGUACGGCGGAUACCCACAGCACUUGCAAGCACAACAACCAGGCCCCUAUGGCAUGCCACAAGGGUACGAUCCUGGCUAUGCCGCGUACUUCAAUAUGCAGGCUGGAGUGCAUCCCAACAUGUAUUACCAGGGUGCACCGCCCAGUCCUCGUCCGUUUGCCCACACCCCUCACGGUGCUCAACAGCAGUACAUGCAAGGUCAGUAUGGCGGUGCACCUAACGCACAGGGCAUGUCUCGCACGUCCUCCCAGGUCUCCGAACGACCUAGCUCAACCCUCGGUCAGCCGCAGACGCCGGCGAUGUCAGCAGUCAGCCAUGUCUCUCCAACGCCCAACCCGACCGCUGCCAGUCCUGCACCAAAUGCCAACUUCACUCUCCCGAACAAGUCCAAGACGAAGGUUAGAAUUCAGCGCCCCGACGGCCAGGAUGUAACCUUCGACAAGACAGCGCCCUCUUCCGCACCUGCUCCGUCGAGAUCCCCUGUCGUCGUCUCUUCAACCCCAACCCCGCCUCCACGUGCACCAAGCUCAACCGAGCCUUUGCAUGCUCGCUCUGAGAGCAAAUCUCAAAUGACCGACGCUGAGAAGAAAGCAGCUUUCCAAGAACAAGUCAGGAAGCAACUGGAAGCCGAGAAAGCGGAAGAAAAGCGCAAGGCAGACGAAGAAGAGCAGAAGAUUGCCAAAGAGAAGGCAGACGCAGAAGCGCAGGCCGCUAAAGAGAAGGAGGAAGCUGAUGCUAAAGCAGCUAAAGAGAAAGCAGACGCGGAGAAGGCCGAGGCUGAGGCUGAGAAGGCCAGACAAGACGCUGAGAAAGCUCAACAAGACGCCGACAAAGCCAAAUCUGACGAAGAAGAGAAGGCACGUCUUCAGCGAGAAGAAGACGAGCGGCUUGAGCGUGAGAUCGCCGAGAUGGAGGAGCUCGAGCGACAGGAGGAAGAGCGCGAGCGGGCUUAUCAGGAGAAAAAGAAGAAGGAAGCGGAAGAGAAGGCUCGCAAAGAGGCCGAAGCAGCUGCCAACGCUGACGAGGAGAUGCGGCGUGCAGAGCGCGAAGCUGAAGAGGCCGAAGAAGCUCGGCAGAAGGCCAAGCCCGCCGAGAUUGAAAGUGAAGCGGACAAGGCCGAGAAAGAGAGUCUCUUCGCCUCCUUAAAGAAGCCUACUGUUGGCCCUGGAGCAACUGUGCCAUCGGAAAGUGGAGCCUCCACACCAGCAUCGGACGUGUCCAUGCCCCCUCCUCCACAGCCGGCACAACCCAAGCCGUUCGGUGCAGGAAAGAUGAAGCCGGCUGCACUCAAGCUUGAGACCAACAAGCAGAUUGAACCAGCCCAGCCGACCGCCGGCAUGCAAGCUCUAAGGUCUGCCCGCUUCCUCCAGGUCAGGAACGAGGAGAUCAACUAUCCCGAGAGCAUCAAGUCCCCGAACCCGGCUUUGAAUCAAGGGAGCAAGAGCAAAGGCCGACAGUACGACAAGGACUUCUUGCUUCAGUUCCAGGAAGUCUUUAAGGAGAAACCUGCCGUUGAUUGGGAUCAAAAGAUCAAGGACCUUGUCGGGGACGGCUCGGAAUCUGCACGAACACCGUCAACAAGGGGUACAAUGAGCACUAGGCAGGUUUCUCGGCCGGCCAUGCCUCCGUCUGGCUUGGCGCAAGGUCCUAUGGGCAGUUUCCAAGGUGGUCGGACUAUCCCUCCUGGCACCACGUCGGAACAGCGGUUCGCUAUUGCCUCCAAUCAGUCGCGCCCUGCACCUAUGACCAAUCCUCUCGCCUCGUUCGCCAACCGCCCAGCUGGUUUCCCGAUGGGUGGUCCUCCAAUGGCGCGUACUGCAUCAUUCCAGAGCAUGGGUCAGGCUGGGCCUCCCUCUCAACGACAGGGCAGCCAGCGUGGUAGCAGCCGACGUAACAAGCCCGAUUCUUCGAAGAACAAGCGUGAGGAGGAGCAGGCCGCUAAGACCAUGCCCCUGACAGCGGGUAUGGACUUGAAGCCACUGGAGGUUUCGAAGGUGGGCUGGAAGCCAACCAGCAUCGGCAGCGGUCCUACAGGACCAGCCCUACCUGGUGGUCACCUCACUCCAGAUCUCGUUCAGCGAAAGGUCAAGGCUGCAUUGAACAAGAUGACACCGGAGAACUUUGAUAAGAUCGCCGGACAAAUCCUCGAGAUUGCUGCCCAAUCCAAGGACGAGACCGACGGCCGUACCUUACGACAGAUUAUCCAGCUCACCUUCGAGAAAGCCUGCGACGAAGCUCACUGGGCGUCCAUGUACGCCAAGUUCUGCCAACGCAUGCUUACCAGUAUGAGUGGGGACAUUAAGGAUGAGACCGUUAUCGACAAGAACGGCAGACCCGUUGUUGGAGGUGCUCUCUUCCGUAAAUAUCUCCUCAACCGAUGUCAAGAGGAGUUCGAGCGCGGUUGGGAAGUCAAUCUACCCGACAAGCCCGAGGGACAAACCGAAGAAGCCGCUAUGCUCUCCGACGAGUACUACAUCGCUGCAGCUGCCAAACGGCGAGGCCUUGGAUUGAUCCAGUUCAUUGGUGAACUGUACAAGCUUGGCAUGUUGACUCUGCGUAUCAUGCACGAGUGUGUCUUGAAGCUCCUGAAUUUCGAGGGUAUGCCCGACGAGUCGGCAGUCGAGAGCUUGGUCAAGCUGCUUAGGACAGUCGGAGCCACCAUGGAGAAUGCAGAAAACGGGCCGAAGAUGAUUUCGAUGUACUUCGACCGGAUCGAGAAGAUUAUGGCUAUCCCAGGUCUACCGAGCCGGCUGCACUUCAUGCUUCUGGACAUUGUCGAUCUGCGGAAGCGUGGAUGGCGGUCCAAGGAUGACAACAAGGGCCCGAAGACCAUCCAAGAGAUCCACGAGGAGGCCCAGGCUGCUCAACAGGCGGCCGAGCUCGAGCGGCAACGUACGAGCCAGCGCGGCGGCGGCGGCGGAGGGCGGCUUCCCAUGGGUCGUGGCGACGCCAGGUCGUUCUCUGGCGGUGGCAUGAUGCCGCCCCCAGACUAUCCUCGCAACCAGAUCGCCAUGGACGACUUGCGAAAACUGUCUAAGGGCGCUUCUGGACGCAAUGUCAGCCAAGGAGCCGGCGGGCUCGGUCCGUCGUUCAUGGGCCCAAGGAGCAGCAGUGGCCGGAAGGGGCUCGGCCCUAGCAUGAUGCAACGGGGAGAGGAGUCAGGUGGCUCUUCCAGGACUGGCACACCUCCAGUCAAGGAGAAGGAAUCAACAUCACACACAAAUGCUUUCAGUGCGCUUGCAAGCCUAGACCCAUCAGGUGAAGGUGCUGACGACGUCGCUUCUCCCCCAUCGGCCGCCUCAUCGCCGCCAGUCGCGAAAUCCAUCCCAGCAGACAUCGGGUCACGCGCAAGGUCGCCUGCUGGUGAUGCCGAGAAGGCGAAUGAGGGCGCCGAUGUCGCCAAAGUCGAGGAGUCGUGA